GGGGACGUCGCCUCAGACUCCGCGAGCCAUUCGCAAGCAGCGCGCGCGCACGCACGCGAAAGCACUCGACACGAACGACUCUCGCGAAUUGUUUAUCAUUAUACUUAUUUACAAAGUUACAUGGCAAUAGUUUGAUUUUAUUAUGUGAUAAUUUUAUUUAAGACUCGUGUAAGACUAUUUAAUCGCUAUUAUUUAAGAAUCUCCUUUAAAAUAAGUGUAUUAUUUAUAAUUUACGUAACAUAGUGGGACCAAAAUGACUAUAAAAAAUAAAAAGACUAAGCAAUCAAACACGUCCGAAGUGACGUCAAAAAGUGCGUCGAGUAGUGUUCAGAAGAGCAGCACGUCGACAUCCGUGCAAAAGAGCAGCAACACACUUCAGAAGGUCAGCUCGUCUGGUAAGAAGGUUCGCUACAUUCAAGUUAAGGUCGAGGAGGACGACCCGCUCAUGAUCACUGAUAUCUCUGAUCACGCUUCAAUUAGCGGCUCUACCGUGUCCGAGCAUUAUAAUAGCCACCCACACUACAUAAUUACGGAGGCUCCGUCGAUCCCCGAUCUAUCGCAGACAAGGUCUCAUGAACAUCAUGUGAGCGAUAUGGCUCAAUCGACCAGCGGUGAAUUUGUAUCUAAUUCAGUAAGGCAAGAGUCUUCCUCCACGUCCCAUCAGCAGAGUUCGACGAGUGCAAUGCAUCAGUCGUCUUCGAAUUCUAUUCAGCAUUCGGGCUCUAGUCACAGCCAACAUUUUGACCGGACGACCGAUUCUUCAGUUGACAAUCAGACUCUGAAUACUGCAUUUAUAGAUAACUCGGCACACAAUGUGACAGGGUCUAGAGAUUUUACGUCAAGAUCUCAUGGUGCUAAUGCGACAGAAUCUUUUAUUCAGUCCGAACGACAAAAUUUAAUAGAUCAACAGUCUCGUUCAAGUCAAGAGCGUAUGACAAGCCAAGGAACGUCUACAGUUGAUUCACAAAAUAUCAAUAUUCGCGAGAAUGAACGUUUCAAUGCUCCUGAUUCAUCUAGGAGGGUUCAGACAGUUAAAUCGGAUCGUUCUAAUUUUUACGGGGGAGAAGGCAGUCUGGAUAAGAACGUAAAAACAAAAGAAUUUAAAAGCACAUCUCAUUCAAGUGAAUCUAAAAGUAGUAAUGUGGCAAAAUCUUCAUCUUCGUCAUAUGUGGUUGAAAUCGUUGAUGGAAAAGAACGUAUAAUUGAUAGCUCAACGAGAGAAUGGGGUGACGCUCAAGAACAUGCUAGUAAAGAAGAUUAUGUGAGCGUCAGUGGGACCGGCAUCAAACCAGAAUCUGCUCAUAAUAUCCAGAAUUAUGAUAUGAAAUCCAAGUAUGAUACGAUUGGUAAAGAUGGUAAACCAACUAGUGAAAUGACUGUAAGAGAAAAUUCUAAAUUUGUAAAGGAUGGAAGUCAAAUUACGAGUCACGAUAGUUAUAUUUCACAAAAAGACAAUUCUAUUCAACAACAACAUAGCACAACGCGAGAACAGCUUACAUCAAAUGAUAAUAUUCAAUCUAGCACCUCUCGAGAUCAAGUUGAUUAUACUACAACAUCUAAAGACUUUGACAAUCGUCAAACAGAUAAAAGUACUUUUGAGAGCAAAGUACAGAAUAACAAAGUGAAUAAUGAAAUCAUUAGCAGUAGGAGACGCAAUCCUAACGAAACUGAUUCAUCUAAUUUCUAUGGUUACGAUUCUACUAUACAAAAUCAACUUCGCAAAGUAGGUGAUAUUUUGCAAGUUACCGAUACGAAAGAUCUUAAUUACUCUACGAAAAUACUCAAAAGCAAUACAAGCAGUGCUCAACAAGAGUCUAAGUCUUCUUAUGUAUUUGAAGUAGUAGAUGGAAAGCAAGUAUUAGUGGACAGUUCUCAUAGAGAAUGGGGAGAUAGUAAAGAACAUUCUACGAAUGAAAAGAGUCAUCAAAUAAGUGGCACUGGAAUUAAACCACAUCAUGAAUAUACUCGUCAUGUCGUGGACAAAGACGCUUUUUAUGAUACCGGUAAGGAUGGCGUACCUAAGAGUGGCACUUAUGUUACCGAAGAAUCAGCCUUGUAUAAGGAUGGAAAGCAAGUAGCAUCUACCAGUAACACGUAUGGUGGUGAUUUUACUCGCAAACCUGCUAUAACUGAGCACAUUACAGAUACAGAAGAUAUUCACAAUAAACGUAUUAGUUCCACCAGUGACAGAAAUAUUUACUCCGAUACCUUUGUAUCUACAUCUAGUGAUACACAGUCAGAUAUUCGUGAUAAAAAAAAUUUGUCGGAAACUACUGAUUUUAUAACAAAAGAAAAACAAAACCUGACAAAAGAAAGUAAUACUACCUCUACUUCUCAAACUAAAGAUACUCGAACAACUUAUGAAAGAAGUACUGGCACUUGGAACGGUAAAUUUGUAUACGAAACUGAUGAUGAUAGGCCUAAGCGCCCUAAGCAAGUGUCGCCAUUUGGAAAGCCUGAAAAGCCAAGGCAUCACUUAAAGAGACAAGACACAGAGGAAAAUAUUAUAUUAUCUUCAAGAGAUAUUAAAGACUUUACAUCUAUAAGCGAUCUCCGAAAAAUCAUUGAGUCUUCAUCGACAAACAAAGACGUUACCGUUAGUAACAAGAACAUCGUUAUUAAUAAAAAGAAUAUUGAUGAUAAAGUCUUAAAAGAAAUUAUCGAAACUGUAAAUAAAUAUCCUUUCAAAAGAAUCGAUAAAGUAACAUUUGGAACUAAAAUCAAUGAAGAUGUUAAAGACCUUUACGAAGGGAUCGAUACUGAAGAAACAACAAUUCUACAUACAACAUCAGGGGAUACUAUAAAAAAGUCUUUCGAAGUAGACAAGACGCGAAGUCAGAUUGAAGUAACUCGAUACAUAACAGAAAAUGGUGUAACCAGAAAAAUAACUACUUACGAAGAUGCUAAAGAAGAUGAGAAAGUAAAAACGGAUGUUUUUGUCGAUAACAGCUCGUUAGACAUCAGAAACUUGAAGGAUGUCCGAACAACGAAAGAUAUACGCGAAUACGACGUGGUGGACCGCGCAAUUACCGACACCACGAGGGAGGACACUGUCGUCAGCACCGUCUAUGAUGAAACCGUCAUAGACGAUAGGAAAACUGUGCGAGACGAUAGGACCGUGAUAGAAGAGACUGUCUACAUAGACGAGACCAGGCCAAGACAAGGUGGCCCCAAGAAACCAGAAAAAAUCAUCGAAAAGGAACAAUGCAUUUGCGAGAUCUGCACUUGUGGGCGCCACCGUUGCCUACACAACGAUGUCCCGGAGCCAUUGUUCGACGUGGAGCACACGAGCGUGGUCUCCGCAUACAAACAAGAUUACGACGAAAAACAUGUCAGUCGCACUACGGCCGUCCAUCACGAAGACCACUUGCGGCUUGAAGGCGACUUUCAGGAACCGGAACGUCCUCGCUGGCAACCUGCCGAGCGGCCUAAGCCUACGAAACCCGAAGACAACCUGAAACCUGAAGGAGAAUUCGAGAGACCGAAACCUGAAGAAUGGCGUCCGGGUGAUAGAGCUCCGACUCGUCGCCCUCAAGAUAACCUGAAGCCUGAAGGUGAAUUUGAUACUCCUGAAAAGGAACCAUGGCGCCCAGCUGAACGUCAAAAGCCCAAAAAACCGGAAGAUAAUUUACAUCCUGAAGGAGACUUUGAAAAACGUAAACCUGAGGAAUGGCGUCCUGGAGAUAGGGCCCCUAUACGUAGACCUGAGGAUAAUUUGAAACCUGAAGGUGAUUUUGAGCACAGAAGGCCAGAAGUAUGGCAACCUGGAGACCGAGCUCCUGUUCGACGCCCUGUGGAUAAUCUCAGAUCAGAAGGUGAAUUUACUUCUCCAGAAAAGGAGCCCUGGAGACCGGCUGAACGUCCGAAGCAAAAGAAACCAGAAGACAAUUUAUAUCCGGAAGGAGACUUUGAAAAACGUAAACCAGAGGAAUGGCGUCCUGGAGAUAGGGCUCCUAUACGUAAACCUGAGGAUAAUCUGAAACCUGAAGGUGAUUUUGAGCACAGAAGGCCAGAAGUAUGGCAACCUGGAGACCGAGCUCCCGUUCGUCGCCCGGCAGAUAAUCUCAGAUCAGAAGGUGAGUUUACCUCUCCAGUAAAGGAGCCUUGGCGGCCGGCUGAACGUCCGAGGCAGACGAAACCAGAAGAUAACUUGUAUCCCGAAGGAGAGUUUACGAUGCCAAAGAAGGAACCUUGGAAACCAGCAGAACGACCAAAACAAAAGAAACCAGAAGACAACCUUAAACCUGAGGGUGAUUUUGAAAGGCAAACACCUGAAAAAUGGCGACCAGCUGAAAGAGAACCCAUGAAACGUCCUGAAGAUAAUUUAAAGCCCGAAGGAGAAUUUACCACUCCUAAGAAAGAGGAAUGGAAACCAGCCGAAAGACCUCAACAGAAGAAACCUCAAGAUAAUUUGCAUCCAGAAGGAGAAUUUACAACUACAAGAACAAUAACUGGAGAUUACAGGGUUGUGACUGGCGAAAGAGCUGAAAUAAUACGACGCACUGAUAAUAUUAUAACUGAAGGAGAGUUCACAGAUACAACAACAUCUCGCUCCGAGUAUACUGUGAAACCUGUUGAGAGAUCAAAACCAGUUCGACGUAAUACUUGGACGAAAAUAGAAGGUGAUAUGACUACUGAAACUACAUCGAUGUCAGAAUUUGUUGACUAUACCGAUACUAUAGAAAGAACAAUUUUGGCUAAAAAGAAAACUGACAACUUAAUACGCGAAGGUGAAAUAGACUUUGUAACUUCAAACCAAAAAGAUUUUCCUGAAAAAACAACAACAGUUGAACGUCCACAAAGACGUCGAACUUGGACUAAGGAAGAUUUUGAAAAGUUUCAUUCUACUGAAGACGUUGAAACCAUCACUACAACACAAGAAGAAUAUCAGGCUUAUGAGGAAAGAAGGCUGAAACGCCCUGAUGUUAAAAAACCAAAAGAUAAUCUUAGACCAGAGGGUGACUUUGAAACUCCGAAGCACGAAGAAUGGCGACCAGCAGAACGUCCAAAACAAAAGAAACCUGAAGAUAAUCUACGUCCUGAAGGUGAAUUUACGACUCCUGAAAAAGAAAAAUGGCAACCAGCAGAACGUCCCAAGCAAAAGAAACCUGAAGAUAAUCUAAAGCCGGAAGGUGACUUUGAUACUCCAGAAAAAGAAAGGUGGAGGCCUGCUGAGCGCCGUGAAGCGAAAAAGCCGGAAGAUAACUUGCGACCUGAAGGUGAUUUUGAACAACGAAAACCCGAUGAAUGGCAACCAGCAGAACGUCCCAAACAAAAAAGACCCGAAGACAAUCUUAAGCCAGAAGGUGAAUUUGAAACUCCUGAAAAGGAAAGAUGGCGACCGGCUGAGCGACCUAAACAAAAGAAACCGCAAGAUAAUCUUAAGCCAGAAGGUGACUUUGAUACCCCAGAAAAAGAAAGAUGGAGGCCUGCUGAGCGUCGUGAAGCGAAAAAGCCGGAAGAUAACUUGCGACCCGAAGGUGAUUUUGAACAACGAAAACCAGAUGAAUGGCAACCAGCAGAACGUCCUAAGCAAAAGAAGCCUGAAGAUAAUCUUAAGCCAGAAGGUGACUUUGAUACCCCAGAAAAAGAAAGGUGGAGGCCUGCUGAGCGUCGUGAAGCGAAAAAGCCGGAAGAUAACUUGCGACCUGAAGGUGAUUUUGAACAACGAAAACCCGAUGAAUGGCAACCAGCAGAACGUCCCAAACAAAAAAGACCCGAAGACAAUCUUAAGCCAGAAGGUGAAUUUGAAACUCCUGAAAAGGAAAGAUGGCGACCGGCUGAGCGACCUAAACAAAAGAAACCGCAAGAUAAUCUUAAGCCAGAAGGUGACUUUGAUACCCCAGAAAAAGAAAGAUGGAGGCCUGCUGAGCGUCUUGAAGCGAAAAAGCCGGAAGAUAACUUGCGACCCGAAGGUGAUUUUGAACAACGAAAACCAGAUGAAUGGCAACCAGCAGAACGUCCUAAGCAAAAGAAACCUGAAGAUAAUCUUAAGCCAGAAGGUGACUUUGAUACCCCAGAAAAAGAAAGAUGGAGGCCUGCUGAGCGUCGCGAAGCGAAAAAGCCAGAAGAUAACUUGCGACCUGAAGGUGAUUUUGAACAACGAAAACCCGAUGAAUGGCAACCAGCAGAACGUCCCAAACAAAAAAGACCCGAAGACAAUCUUAAGCCAGAAGGUGAAUUUGAAACUCCUGAAAAGGAAAGAUGGCGACCGGCUGAGCGACCUAAACAAAAGAAACCGCAAGAUAAUCUUAAGCCAGAAGGUGACUUUGAUACCCCAGAAAAAGAAAGAUGGAGGCCUGCUGAGCGCCGUGAAGCGAAAAAGCCGGAAGAUAACUUGCGACCCGAAGGUGAUUUUGAACAACGGAAACCAGAUGAAUGGCAACCAGCAGAACGUCCUAAGCAAAAGAAACCUGAAGAUAAUCUUAAGCCAGAAGGUGACUUUGAUACCCCAGAAAAAGAAAGAUGGAGGCCUGCUGAGCGUCGUGAAGCGAAAAAGCCGGAAGAUAACUUGCGACCCGAAGGUGAUUUUGAACAACGAAAACCAGAUGAAUGGCAACCAGCAGAACGUCCUAAGCAAAAGAAACCUGAAGACAAUCUUAAGCCAGAAGGUGACUUCGAUACCCCAGAAAAAGAAAGAUGGAGGCCUGCUGAGCGUCGCGAAGCGAAAAAACCGGAAGAUAACUUGCGACCUGAAGGUGAUUUUGAACAACGAAAACCCGAUAAAUGGCAACCAGCAGAACGUCCUAAACAAAAGAAACCUGAAGACAAUCUCAAACCAGAAGGUGAAUUUGAAACCCCUGAAAAGGAAAGGUGGCGACCGGCUGAGCGACCUAAACAAAAGAAACCGCAAGAUAAUCUUAAGCCAGAAGGUGACUUUGAUACCCCAGAAAAAGAAAGAUGGAGGCCUGCUGAGCGUCGUGAAGCGAAAAAGCCGGAAGAUAACUUGCGACCCGAAGGUGAUUUUGAACAACGAAAACCAGAUGAAUGGCAACCAGCAGAACGUCCUAAGCAAAAGAAACCUGAAGACAAUCUUAAGCCAGAAGGUGACUUCGAUACCCCAGAAAAAGAAAGAUGGAGGCCUGCUGAGCGUCGCGAAGCGAAAAAACCGGAAGAUAACUUGCGACCUGAAGGUGAUUUUGAACAACGAAAACCCGAUAAAUGGCAACCAGCAGAACGUCCUAAACAAAAGAAACCUGAAGACAAUCUCAAACCAGAAGGUGAAUUUGAAACUCCUGAAAAGGAAAGGUGGCGACCGGCUGAGCGACCUAAACAAAAGAAACCUCAAGAUAAUCUUAAGCCAGAAGGUGAUUUUGAUACUCCAGAAAAAGAAAGAUGGAGGCCUGCUGAGCGUCGUGAAGCGAAAAAGCCGGAAGAUAACCUGCGACCCGAAGGUGAUUUUGAACAACGGAAACCUGAUGAGUGGCAACCAGCAGAACGUCCCAAGCAAAAGAAACCUGAAGAUAAUCUUAAGCCGGAAGGUGAAUUUGAAACUCCUGAAAAGGAAAGGUGGCGACCAGCUGAGCGACCUAAACAAAAGAAACCGCAAGAUAAUCUUAAGCCAGAAGGUGACUUCGAUACCCCAGAAAAAGAAAGGUGGAGGCCUGCUGAGCGUCGUGAAGCGAAAAAGCCGGAAGAUAACCUGCGACCCGAAGGUGAUUUUGAACAACGAAAACCUGAUGAGUGGCAACCAGCAGAACGUCCCAAGCAAAAGAAACCUGAAGAUAAUCUUAAGCCGGAAGGUGACUUUGAAACCCCUGAUAAAGUAAAGUGGCGACCUGCUGAGCGUCCAGUACAGCACAAGCCAAAAGAUAAUCUUAAACCUGAAGGAGAUUUCGAACAAACUAAACCUGAAGAAUGGCGUCCUGCAGAAAGGCAAACUCCUAAAAAACCAAAAGAUAAUCUUAGACCAGAAGGUGACUUUGAUACCCCGGAAAAAGAAAGGUGGAGGCCUGCUGAGCGUCGUGAAGCGAGAAAGCCAGAAGAUAACUUGCGACCUGAAGGUAAUUUUGAACAACGAAAACCCGAUGAAUGGCAACCAGCAGAACGUCCCAAACAAAAAAAACCCGAAGACAAUCUCAGGCCAGAAGGUGACUUUGAAACCCCUGAAAAAGAAAAGUGGCGACCGGCUGAGAGACCUAAACAAAAGAAGCCGCAAGAUAACUUGCGACCUGAAGGUGACUUUGAACAACGAAAACCGGACAAAUGGCAACCGGCAGAGCGGCCCAAACAAAAGAGACCCGAAGACAAUCUCAGACCAGAAGGUGAAUUUGAAACUCCUGAAAAGGAAAGAUGGCGACCGGCUGAGCGACCUAAGCAAAAGAAACCGGAAGAUAACUUGCGACCUGAAGGCGAUUUUGAACAACGGAAACCAGAUGAAUGGAAACCAGCAGAACGUCCCAAGCAAAAGAAACCUGAAGAUAACCUUAAACCAGAGGGUGACUUUGAAACCCCUGAUAAAGUAAAGUGGCGACCUGCUGAGCGUCCAGUACAGCACAAGCCGAAAGAUAAUCUUAAACCUGAAGGAGAUUUUGAACAAACUAAACCUGAAGAAUGGCGUCCUGCAGAAAGGCAAACUCCUAAAAAACCAAAAGAUAAUCUUAGACCAGAGGGCGAAUUCGAACAACCAGAAGUUCAGGAAUGGCGGCCAGCAGAACGGCCAGAAGUAAAGAAACCUAAAGAUAAUCUUAAGCCCGAAGGUGAGUUUGUUCGACCGGAAAAGCCAAAAUCCUCUCCCAUAGGUGAAAGACCGGUACAGAAGAAACCUCAAGACAACCUUAAACCAGAAGGUGACAUGAAUGUUGUUGCAAGGGAUGAUUACAAACGAAUAGAAAAAACAGAGAAGAUAGUAAUAAAAAAACAAGAAGACAAUUUGAGAACCGAGGGUGAAUUUAUAGACCUACGAACACGUAAUGAUUACAGUGCUACGAAAGGAGAGAGAGCACCAGUGGUCAAACCACAAGAUACCCUCAAACCAGAUGGCAAAUUCUAUAAACCUGAAAUUGUUCCAUCCCAACCAGCAGAAAGGCGAAAGCCUUUCAAACAAGUUGACAAUAUAACAAUCGAAAGAGAUGUAGAUUUGCGUCAGAGACAAAAAAUAGAAAGAGUUGAUAUAAUCCGUAGAGAAGACAAUCUGAAGAUAGAAGGUGAAUUUAUAGAUAUGAAACAGAGAAAUGAUUAUAACGUUGUAACCGGAGACAGAAUGGCUAUUGUCAAACACGAAGACAAUCUUAAAAUGGAAGGCAAAAUGGAUACUGUUCGAACUUCGGAUACUUACCGCGUUGUUAAAGGGCAAAGAGUAAAACUAACUCGUAGGGAAGAUAACCUUAAGAUUGAAGGAGUAUUUGAAGACCAUACUCGUAGGGAUGACUUCAAACAAGUUAUAGAUCGGAAAUCAGCAAUCACUUACCCAGACAAUAAACAACCAAAAGAUCAACGGGGUAAAUCACCUGAAGACCUCAAUGGUGAAACACCAAAGAGAUACCAUGAUAGACAUCCGAAAGAAAAAUCACCUAUUUCGAAGCAGAUGACUUACACAAUACAGGAAGUCAUAGAUACAGAUAAAACAACUAAAACUACACAUGACGACUCUACACAGUACGUGAUUCAUCGCACAUCUACACCUGGUAGGCCAUAUGAUGGACCUGAAAAUCAACAGGAUAGACCCAAGACUUAUAGUCCUGAAGAGCCUAGAAAACCUGAAGAGCAACAUUCGCCUUAUUCUGGCAAACCACACAGAACUCCUACUGAUGAAGUUGAUAAAUCUGGUAGACCAAAAUGGGUAAAACCACAAGAUAAUUUAUACCCUGAGGGUGAAAUGCAAAGUAGACCAAAAACUCAAUGGCAACCAGGGGAAACACCCGAUCAAGUCCGUCCUAAAGAUAACUUGAGACCAGAAGGUGAGUUUGAUCGACCUAAGCAAUCACACUGGCAACCAGGAGUUACGCCGGAACAAACUCGUCCGAAAGAUAAUCUUAGACCAGAAGGUGACUUCGACCGCCCUAAAAAAUCACAAUGGCAACCAGGGGAUACUCCAGAACAAAUUCGGCCGAAAGAUAACCUUAGGCCAGAAGGUGAGUUUGAUCGGCCUAAGCAACCACACUGGCAACCAGGCGUUAGGCCGGAACAAACUCGUCCAAAAGAUAAUCUUAGAUCAGAAGGUGACUUCGACCGCCCUAAAAAAUCUCAAUGGCAACCAGGAGAUACUCCAGAACAAAUUCGGCCGAAAGAUAAUCUUAGGCCAGAAGGUGACUUCGAUCGCCCUAAAAAAACACAAUGGCAAUCAGGGGAAACACCUGAGCAAGUCCGUCCUAAAGAUAACUUGAGACCUGAAGGUGACUUUGAUCGACCUAAGCAAGCACACUGGCAACCAGGCGUUUCACCGGAACAAACUCGCCCGAAAGACAAUCUUAGACCAGAAGGUGACUUCGACCGCCCUAAAAAAUCACAAUGGCAACCAGGGGAUACUCCAGAGCAAAUUCGGCCGAAAGAUAACCUUAGGCCAGAAGGUGACUUCGAUCGCCCUAAAAGACCACACUGGCAACCAGGGGAAACACCCGAACAAGUCCGUCCUAAAGAUAACUUGAGACCAGAAGGUGAGUUUGAUCGACCUAAGCAAUCACACUGGCAACCAGGAGUUACGCCGGAACAAACUCGUCCGAAAGAUAAUCUUAGACCAGAAGGUGACUUCGAUCACUCUAAGCGACCACAAUGGCAACCUAGUGAGCGCUCAAGCCCUAUCCGACCUAAAGAUAAUUUAUAUCUUGAAAAAGAUACUAAAGUUUAUCCAGGACCUGGUAAACCUGGUGAUCAUAAAGAUGGUCCAAGGCCUGAUCAUGAGACUGACCGUCAUAUUCCUCGUCAUUUAGGUCCCGAUGAUAAAGGACAACCUCGUGAAACUGUAGAUGACCGUAUUGAUAUCUCGAGCUCAAGAUAUGGUUCUAAAGUUACUUCUACACAUAAACCUACAGAUGUUAUAAAAUCUCAAUCAGAUCGUGAUGUUAAAUCGCAUAUUGCUACGUCUACUACCGAUAUGCAUCAUGACAGCAAUUUGCAUAAAUCUCAGAUGCAUACGACUAAACAUGUUGGCCUGCAAAGCACUACCACUGAAGAAUCUAAACAUGUUCAAUCGGGAACAUUUGUCCAAAAGUCCACCUCAAGUCAUACUCGAAGUGAAAUGCAGAAUAAUAUUGACACAACUUCAAACAAAAAGAUUGAUCGCUCUCAAGACGCAACAGACCGUUCUAUAACAGAUCGUUCAACAUCUAGACAUUCUACGGAUAGAAAUAUUCAAAACAAAAUUGAUUCAAGAAAUAUCAAGAGUGUUUCAUCUUCUACACAUAAAACAGUUAAGCAAAUAACUGAAAAGAAGUUAAUUGCUGGAAAAUGGGUCAACGUAACAAGGAACGUUGAAGUUACUACAAUCACUGAUGGUGAUUUAAGAAGCCCUUCUGUCAAAAGUGUUCCUGAAGACCGUAAUGGAGUUCGUUAUAAGCAAGUUGGAAAUACAUCAGAUAACAUUGUGUCCGAUCAUGUAACAAGCAAUAACAUCACACGUAAGCGUGAUGGGUUCGAUAAUCGCUCUGAAACAAAUGCCUGUAACACUACUUACAUAGUAAGAGAGAAGCACGACGAUCAGAAUAGAGAUCGAUUAACUCAACAGUAUAUUAGUCGAAGUGAAACGCCUCACAAAUUGGUGGGGUCGGACCAGCAUUCAACCACUUCAGAAAAUCAAACUCAUUCCCAUCACAGCCACAUAUCGUCCAAUGUUCGUUCCCAAGAUACAUCUCAGUCAAAACAGCACAUUAUUAAUGAUAGACAAACACAAAAACAUCUAAGUGGUGAAUACAUUCAAAAUAAACAAGUAAUUGAAAAAUCGCCUGGACAUCACGUCGUUCCGGAACAGAAUUUAAAUUCUCAGCAACGUCAUACCACCCAUUCUUCCGAUCACCACAUUCAACGUACAAUGGGUUCAUCAUCUAAUGUAUCGUCAUCUAGUCAUUUGGAGCAGAACAUUUCAAAGACAUCAAUAAACCAGUCGCACACUGUUAACAGAAAUCAAUUAAGUGACAGUGUUACGAAAACGAGCCUUGAAUUUCAGAGAGCUAUGCACGGUGGUGGCGAUAGUCCAGUUACAUCAACAACAUCACGAGCUGGCCACCAUAAGCGAACUUCAGACUUAGUAUCCGAUGCAUCUAGCAAUAACGCCGUUCUCCAUCGCAAGGGCGUCACGUCGACGACCGAGGCUCAACAUUCAACAAGUUCCACUGCAGCUGCGCAACGAAAGAGCAUUACAAAUCUCAAUGAACGGGGCGACUACAUAAGCAAUUCAACGCAAAGCGCUGAUAGAAAAAGCAUUAGCUCCAUGCAUCGCUCUACUCGCGAUAAUGUAGCUGUCAUAUCGCAACAUAGCGAACACGUGGACACACGACGCCAAGAAAAAAGAGAUGGUCAAUCUACUUUGGUCGUAGAACGUACACCUCAUGUGGUUAUACGAGAUAACCUUCGAGUUGGCGGUGAGUUUUAUGGUCACUCUGAAGCUCGCUACGGUGGCUUCUCGAGGUCUAACCAAGUGGAUCGAUCGGAACGCAGUGAGCGAGUAGAGAGAGUGGAACGUCAUGCUCGACAUGGAAAUACUUCGAGCUUUGUCCUAGGAGAUGGCGGAACAAGUUACAAGCGUGAAUUUACAACCCACGUUCAUGGAAAAUGUCCAGCUACUAUGAUCGAAGCUCCUCGGACGCCAUUCAAACACACUCGCGAUUCCCGCGAGCACCAAUUCUAUACAUCGAAAAUUACUCAACAACCGUCCAAAUAAGAUUUUCUCAAUGUAAACUAACGUGAAACAAUCAUUCCCUAUUUACUGGCGCUUUGAAAUAUUAUGUUUCUUAUUAAUAACAUUUUUAUUUUAUAAAAAUCAUUUUACACAAUAUUACUUGCUAACAUUGCUAGUCUUGUAUUAUUCAUUAUUGUAAUGUGCCUUUUAAUAAAGAUUAUACUUUAUAAACGCAUAAUAAUCUUAAUAUAUUAUAUUUUUGAUUAUAACAAUGACAAUUAAAUUAUAAUUUUAGUUUGUCAAACAUUGCCAUGUAAUAAAUUUUUAUAAAAAAAUAGUGUUU
Molecule: messenger RNA, 13115 nt
Organism: Maniola jurtina (meadow brown)
Lineage: Eukaryota; Metazoa; Arthropoda; Insecta; Lepidoptera; Nymphalidae
Gene: Sdb
Product: titin
Exons: 5
Coding region: 254-12814 (4186 amino acids)
Biological process (GO): microtubule anchoring
Cellular component (GO): axonemal microtubule; sperm flagellum; ciliary basal body
Molecular function (GO): microtubule binding
Source: RefSeq, a predicted model, not a curated record